AAGAGAGAGAAAAAAGAAAGAGAGAGCAAAUUAAAGAGAGAGAAAAAAAGAAAGAAAGAAAGAAAGAAAAAGAAAUUCAACCAAGAAGUCAUCAAGCAGGAAAACCAACCAAGAAAUUCAACUAACCAAAAUUCAACCAAAAAAAAAAAUCAACCCAAAAAUUCAACCGGACAAAAUGACCAAAUCAACCACCACCACAUUCAGCCAGCUAGUGGACAAAGAUGAGGUGCUCCACGAGGUCAUCCGCCAACUCAACCAGGUCUUCGGUAGUGACCCGGGCAACCUGGGGCGGGUGACACAGCUGCUGGAGGACCUGGAGAUCACCCGGAAGGACCUACAGGAGCGGCUCCAGUUCACCACCACCGCUGCCCCCGACAAGAUUACCCGUGCUGUCAAGGCUUCCGAAACUGCCCUGGGUGACAGCCGGCGCCUCCUGGAUGAAGCACGCACACUUCAGACUCUGGUUUCCGCUCACACCCAAAAAGUGGAUGACCUCUUGCAAUCCGUCGGAGGUGGAGUGAGGCGGGUGGGUGAGCUCAAGCGGGUGGAAGCGUACCAGGCUCUUCUCUCCCUGGUGGAGGAGUGGAGCCAGGAGAUCAGUAGCGCUCUCCACAUAGGGGCGGAAGGGCAAGCACUGGUCGGGUACAUGAAACUGCUUGGUGGGGCUUCAGCAGUUAAAGGAAGCAAUUGUGGUCAUCUCCAAGGCUUCAUCUGGGCCACUCUACACCACUGGAAUAAGGCUCUCCUGCAGCGCUUCGUGGGGGAGUUUGAGACUGUCCUUAAAACUAUCAAAUGGCCGAUGUCCGAUGGGGAACUGGGCGGUGGGGGAGGGGGUGGAGGGGGAGUUGCCUGCCCCCCACCCCCCCCUCCGGAAGCCAUCCAGCGCCUCUGUACCCUCACCCAGUAUCUCCUGCAGCUGUCCUUGCCGGAUGACCUCACCCCCCCAGAGGAAGACCGGCCCCCCUCCCCCCCUGUGGCUCCUCCUCCUCUUCUCAGCAACUUCGACCCUCCUCUUCUUCCUAUCCAGCUUCUUCUCAAUCCUCUGCAGGUCCGAUUUCUCUACCACUUCUCCGGCGGACGAGCAACCAACAGCCGUAGUCAUCCGGAAUGGUACCUCAUCCAACUUUUGAAAUGGGCCGGAUGCCACGAUCAUCUGCUCACCCAUCGCCUGCAACCCGUUCUGGAGAGGUGUGGGAGAGCGGGUGUGUCUGCCAAGGUUGAGUUCCUCCGAGGGCUGGUCAGACUUGCGGCCAUCAAGUUGACCUCUGACCUCUCGACCUUGACCCUUGACGAGGAUGACCUGUUCGCACACACGGUUCAGGAGACGCUGCACUUCGACCAGGAGCUGUGUACGCGUCACGGCUAUCCGCGCACACAGCCAUCCAUUCUGUGUGUGCUGACCGAUGGGAGUGUGUUCCUGCGUUGGUUAGCCCUGGAGAGAAAGUUCGCUAUUGAGGUCAUGGACGAACUGGUAUCAGCUGACGGAGCCUGGGACAACUACUACUUCACUACCACCACCAAUAAUAGUAGUAGUAGUAGUAGUGGUGGUGGUGGUGGUGGAGGAGAGACUGCCAGGUGUGGUGAACAGGUCAUCUUGCUUCUUCAAGGGAUUACAAACAGAUACAAGUGUCUACCGCAGCCUGGCCAUAGGCUCCAGUUCCUUGAGUUACAACUUGAUCUCCUCGACGAUUUCCGAGUCCGUCUCCUACAAGUCCGCCAGGGUGCCCUCCGCGACCCCUUGACCUCUGCCUUCCCUGCCCUGCUGAAUACUGCCCACCACCUCCAGUCCACCUUAGCGGACUGGGCGGAUCUGCCGUUCUUCAUAGAGAUGCAAUAUUACCGAGAGACUUUCUGCCGAGCUCAACAAAAAAUGACAGCAACAAUCUCCUCCCCUUCCUCCCCCCUCUCCUCCUCCUCCUCCUCCUCCUCCUCUUCCACUGCUGUCCGCCAACGCCACCAACCUCUUCUUCCUUCCACUCCUCCUUCUUCCUCUUCCUCCUCCCCUCCUCCUCCUUCCUCUCCUUCUUCCUCCCCCGGACAAGCCACCUCGUCAGACACCCCUGGAACACCUGUGCAUAUGAAGGAACAGCCCGCCCCCCCCACCAGCACCCAGCUAGCAGAGGUCUCAGGGUCAGUCUUCGAGGAUGUGCGCACACUCUAUACGCACAUGGAGGCCGAGAUGGUGCACACACUGGCCAUGUACGUCUACUCGGAGGUCCGUGCGCGCUCACAGCCCUACCGCCGGGACCGCUGGCACCGCACACAGGCCGACACGCACACAGGGAUUGGUGUACAUGAGAAGAGGAAGCUAGCUGUGAAGGUAUCCGAGGCCAGUCCGAGCGUCUGUCCCUUACUGGAGGUCCUGGCGCGGCACCUCCACACACUCCGCGACACCCUGGCAACUCCACUCUUCCACAGGCUCUGGGUGGAGGUGGCGGAGACUCUGGAUAAGUACGUGCUGGAAGAGGUGGUUCUGGAGACGAGGUUCAGCCACGCCGGAGCCCACCAGUUCAAGUUCGACAUGACCCGUGCGCUGUUCCCAAUCUUCGGAGAGUUCACGCAGCGCCCGGAGAACUACUUCCGCAGGAUUAAGGAGUCCACCAUCCUCCUCACUCUCCCGCUGCCCACUGUUCUGCUGCUCCAAGACGCCCUCAACACCACCAGCACCAGCGAGGGGGGCGUGGUGGUGGUGGUGCCCCCGCGGCGAGCCCUGGGGGAGCACGGGGUGACCCUUCUCGCACCCUCCGAGGCGUCGGCUGUCUUGAACGCCAGGAUUUAUGAUUUGGAGUAGAGAGUGUGUGUGUGUGUGUGUGUGUGUGUGUGUGUGUGUGUUUUACCUUUCUUUGUCUCCUUUUCUUCCUCUUCCUCCUCCUCCUCCUCUUCCUACUUUUUCUUCCUCCUCCUCCUCCUCCUCCUUCUUCUUCUCUCAGUUUCUUCUUCCUCCUCUUCCUUCUUCUCUCAAUCUCUUCUUUAUUUUUCUUUUUUCCUUGUCCUCUCCUCCUCCUCCUCCAUCUCUUCCUCCUCCUCCUCCUCUCAAUCUCUUCUUCUUCCUCUUCUUCUCAAUCUUCUCCUCCUCAUUUUACCUCCAUUUUUUCUCUUUACCUUCUUCUCUCCAUCUCCUUUUCCUCCUCUUUCUUACCCUCUCCGUUAUCUCAAUCUCUCUCUCUCUCUCUCUCUUUCUAAUAUUUAUCUUCCUUUCUCUUCCUUUUCAUUCUCUCUCUCAUUCCUUCUCUCUAAUAUUUCUCUCUCCUUCAUUCACUCUCUCUCUCUCUCUCUCUCUCUCUCUCUCUCUCUACUAAUUCUCUCUCUCUUCAUUUUCAUUCUAAAUCUCUUUCUCUAUCUGUCUUUCUUCCCUUCUCUCUCUCUCUCUCUGUUCCUCUUUCUCCUUUGCUUCAUUAUCUCCCAUUCUUCUUCUUCUCUCUCUCACUCUCUCUCUCUCUCUCUCUCUCUCUCUCUCUCUCUCUCUCUCUCUCUCUCUCUCUCUUUUGUUUUAAUCCUCUUGCCUCUUCCAUUCUCUCUCUCUCUCUCUCUCUAAUAUUCCUUUUCUCUCUCAUUCCCUCUCUCUUUAAUAUUCCUUUCAUCUCUCUCUCUCUCUCUCUCUCUCUCUCUCUCUCUCUCUCUCUCCAUCAAAGAAAGAGAGAGAGACACAAAACACACACACACACAAA
Messenger RNA from Eriocheir sinensis (Chinese mitten crab), 3668 nucleotides. It is a transcript of the gene Rint1, whose product is annotated as RAD50-interacting protein 1-like. The record is from RefSeq and is a predicted model, not a curated record. The transcript has 15 exons. Gene Ontology annotation, biological process: regulation of ER to Golgi vesicle-mediated transport; endoplasmic reticulum to Golgi vesicle-mediated transport; retrograde vesicle-mediated transport, Golgi to endoplasmic reticulum. Gene Ontology annotation, cellular component: Dsl1/NZR complex. The coding region runs from base 176 to 2791 and encodes 871 amino acids. NCBI's taxonomy places the organism in Eukaryota, Metazoa, Arthropoda, Malacostraca, Decapoda, Varunidae.